This is a messenger RNA of Myripristis murdjan (pinecone soldierfish), 1183 nucleotides long. RefSeq names its product G protein-coupled receptor 141 (gene gpr141). The record is from RefSeq and is a predicted model, not a curated record. Gene Ontology annotation, biological process: G protein-coupled receptor signaling pathway. Bases 55 to 1125 code for a protein of 356 amino acids. Gene Ontology annotation, cellular component: membrane. Gene Ontology annotation, molecular function: G protein-coupled receptor activity; oxysterol binding. The transcript has 2 exons. NCBI's taxonomy places the organism in Eukaryota, Metazoa, Chordata, Actinopteri, Holocentriformes, Holocentridae.
UGUAGCCAGCCAGACACACACACCCACACACACAUUUAUGCUUCUUUAACUCGCAUGCUGACACUCAUCAGCCUGUUCUUUUUUCACCACAAGACAACUUCUCCCCUCCCACAGCUUCCGCUGCAAUCCAAGAUGUCUUCCUUCAACGUGACACCAACCAUGCCUUCAAACCUGACUUCAAAUAGCACCGUGAUCCCCCUCCUCAAAGUGGAAUCCGUCACCUCCAGGGUUCCGGCUCAUACUCAGUACCACAUGGUCCUCCUGUUCAUCUAUUCUGUGGUUCUGCUCAGCGGUUCCUUUGGUCUAAGCCUGAUGGUGCGCAAUCUCCAGACCAACAUAAGAUCCAUCACCACCAUCGCUGUGCUCAACCUCAUCUUCACACACUUCCUCUUCCUCGUCACUGUGCCCUUCAGGAUUUACUACUACACAACUCACCAGUGGGCCCUGGGCCUCGGCUGGUGUAAAACCGUCAGCGGCAUGAUCCACAUCCACAUGUAUGUGUCUUUCGUGCUCUACGUGGUCAUCCUCUUCACGAGGCUGUUGACGUUCUACCACAAAGCCGAGCAGGUGGAGGUCUACCGGAGGCUGCAUGCACUGAUUAUGAGCGCCGCACUGUGGUUGGUGGUGAUUAUCAUAGUGCCUUGUGUCCUCCAUUUUUUAUACGGCCAACAAUAUGAUCAUAUCAAGGACACCCACAACAACAUGAGUGGUCAUGAAGCCAGCGAUGCCUCAUCAUAUACACAUUGCUUCCAGUUUGGCAGUAACAUAGAGAGGGAGUAUGCUGCCAAGGUGUUCAACUACGUGAUAAGCAUCCUGAUCAUCGUUGUGACUAUCAUCCUGACAGCCCUCCAAGCUAAUGUGCUGCUAAUUUUGUACAGGAAAUACGGUCGGGGAUGCAUGUCCCAGCAGAUUUUCUGGGCUCAGGUGAAGAGCCUGUGCUUCGCCCUGAUCAUGGUGGUGUGCUUCCUUCCCUACCACAUGUUCAGGCUGUAUUACAUAGAGCACCUCGACCUGCAGGACAUCAACGAGGUGUUUCUGAGUAUGACCACACUGACCUGUUUGGAUAUGCUCACCUUCGUCGGGAGGGGAACUUGCCGCAUGUGCUACCAAGGCCAGAGAGCAUGAACACUGUCAGUAUCAUGGAGGGAGUCAGAGACUGAACAAGGAAGACUUUCAGUGAAAA